Nothobranchius furzeri (turquoise killifish) is the source of this 2853-nucleotide messenger RNA. RefSeq names its product phosphate cytidylyltransferase 1A, choline a (gene pcyt1aa). Gene Ontology annotation, biological process: CDP-choline pathway. Gene Ontology annotation, cellular component: endoplasmic reticulum. Gene Ontology annotation, molecular function: choline-phosphate cytidylyltransferase activity; phosphatidylcholine binding. The record is from RefSeq and is a predicted model, not a curated record. NCBI's taxonomy places the organism in Eukaryota, Metazoa, Chordata, Actinopteri, Cyprinodontiformes, Nothobranchiidae.
GUUGGGAUGUCGAAGUUUUGUAGUUCCUGUUGUGGUGACCUGUCAACGUUGUAGUACAGGCUGUGACUGAUAAUAGUCCGUUUUCCAGGCUGCUGCGAAUUUUCACCAUCGAGGAAACAGGUACCGGGGAGUCAGACGUACAGGGUUUUCUGCGCUAAGUCUCAUAACGAUGUCAGAUCACCAGCAUGCGAACGGUUUAAGCUAGCCAAUAGCCUUCAAGUUGACAGCUAGCGCUUGCUAGCUAGCAUACGACAAAGCUAGCAGCUUAAACUCAACCGCCCACUCCUCCAAAUCGCAGUUCUGGACAGAAAAGAGAACGAUGGAGCCCCAAAGCUCUGGUGAAAUGGUUCUAUCCAGAAAACGAAGAAGAGAAAGCUCCAACGGUGAGCCGGAGGAAGGGGAAAGGCUGGGGAAAAUCCCCAGAUGUACGGUGGGAUUGAAAAAUCCUGCACCUUUUGCUGAUGAGCUGGAACCGGCUCGUAAUAAACCGUAUGAGCGGGUCAGCAUGGACGAAGCAAAACGAGGAACACCCUUUGACAGGCCAGUGCGGGUGUACGCUGAUGGGAUCUUUGAUGUUUUCCACUCUGGUCACGCCAGGGCUCUCAUGCAGGCUAAACGCCUCUUCCCUAACACACAUCUAAUUGUUGGAGUUUGCAGCGAUGAGCUAACCCACAAGUACAAAGGCUUCACGGUGAUGAAUGAGGAUGAGCGGUAUGAUGCUAUCAGACAUUGCCGCUAUGUGGACGAAGUUGUGCGAAAUGCCCCCUGGACUUUAUCGCCAGAGUUUCUUGCAAGGCAUCGCAUUGAUUUUGUGGCUCAUGACGACAUCCCAUAUUCAUCAGCAGGCAGCGAUGACGUGUACAAGCACAUUAAAGAAGCAGGAAUGUUUGCUCCCACUCAGCGGACAGAGGGCAUCUCCACCUCUGACAUCAUCACUCGCAUAGUGCGUGACUACGACGUGUACGUCCGACGCAACCUGCAGAGAGGAUACACGGCCAAAGAGCUCAACGUCAGCUUCAUCAACGAGAAGAAGUACCACCUGCAGGAGCGUGUGGAUAAGGUGAAGAGGAAGGUGCGAGAUGUCGAGGAAAAGAGUAAAGAGUUUGUCCAGAAAGUGGAGGAGAAGAGCAUCGACCUCAUCCAGAAAUGGGAGGAAAAAUCCAGGGAGUUCAUCGGGAACUUUUUGCAGAUGUUCGGCCCAGAGGGAGCUCUGAAACACAUGCUGAAGGAAGGGAAAGGCCGCAUGCUGCAGGCCAUCAGCCCCAGGCAAAGCCCCAACAGCAGCCCCACCCGUGAGGAGCGCUCGCCAUCUCCUACCUUCAGACUCCCCUUCUUCUCCAAGACCUCCCCUCCUCCCUCUCCUCCUCACCACAGCGGGGCGCGGGGAUACCUCAUCAGUGAGGACGACGAUGAAGACGACUAAACAGGGCUUUAAAUCCUGUAGCGUUCUGUCACAGCACUACGAGUCGAGAAGCGGCGAAGUUGCAUGGCGCUCCUGGCUGCAACAUUUUAUUUUAUGGUUUUACAUUCAGCACUUCUGUGUCUCGUUUAUUUGAAGAGCCGGGUGCUCCUCGGCUCCUGAUUUAACAGCCACUUCUCUUAUCAUUUCUAAAGAACUAUUAGUUAAAGUUACCACUGAGAGUCUCACUUUUUAUGUUGGUCCCUCACUGUCGCUUUGGAAGCCUCUGCAGGCGUUACACUGUUCCAUUCCUGGCUGUAUUUAUACAUCAUGGCGCACGAGUUUUCCUUCAGUGAGCUUAGCUUUAGGGCUCACUGAUUUCAGUUUUAAUCUGAGGUCAUUUGAGUUCAGUCACUGUUAUCUUGAGGAUCAGGUUUAAAAAAAAUAUAUCCAGAACUCUUCAAAUGAUCUGCUCAUUUUUCAGACUAACAUGGACUCACCUUUCUCCUAAAAUAACAGGAAAACUCCAGGUUUCAUUGCCUAAGAGUAAUCUGAGUGAAGGUGUGUGUGCGCUUGUUCCUGUGUGUCUGCCUGCCCAUGUCGGAGCUGCUCGUAUCCGUGGAUCUGCAUGUGCUAAAGUUCUUUUAGUCCGCAUGUUCCAGAUGUUUUAUCUGACACAUCUGGAUUGAGUGUUUUUAUUUCAUGCCACAUAGUAAAAAAAAAACUUGCUUUCAGCCCUUGUCUGCAGACAAGAAUCAGUCUUUGGAAGACUAGUUUCAGAGUAGACGCCUUUCAGUGGCGUGAGAGAACAUAACUUAAAUCAUGUAGAAAUGCUUAUUUUUGUAGUUUUCUUGCCUGUGAUCUCAUUUGAACUCUGAGCAGAGUUGACAAAAGCAAGGCUGGACUUGCAUUUUUCUUUGAGCAAUUCAGAUCUAAGCUUAUGAGGAACUUGUAUCAAAACAGCAGGUAUUGUUUUUAUAUUCAUCUUGGAAAUACACAAAUGUUCUUCCUAAAGAGGGUUUUAAAAGUUCCUCAUGACUAGCACACUUCGAUGGCAAUCUGAGGGUUAACCAGUACUUCCACUAACUAAUGCUGUUUGAUGGCGUCACCUGUAGCUUAAACAUGGGCACAAACGAGGAUCAUAGUAACAGAAUUGUCUAGUCAAAUAUCCUGGAUUUUCCCAUCUUCAGUGAUCUAAGCAUGUCUUUCAUCCAAGCAAAAACGAGACAUUGUAAUGAUUAGUGUAAAUGUUGGCUGUCAUUGCUAAUCAGAUUUGAGCGUUGAAGAGAAACUGCAGGGGAGAGAUCCAGCCUAGCUUGUGGUGCUAAGCUACGAAUCACGUCCACUUAACUCGAAUGGCAGAAGGCAAAGAAAUGUACACAAGUAGUUUUAAUUGUUACUUUUGUCUGAUAUUUUGGAUGUAGACCCAAGAAUAAAAAAAGUUAACAGUUUAA